Molecule: messenger RNA, 3231 nt
Organism: Apis mellifera (honey bee)
Lineage: Eukaryota; Metazoa; Arthropoda; Insecta; Hymenoptera; Apidae
Gene: pip
Product: heparan sulfate 2-O-sulfotransferase pipe
Exons: 9
Coding region: 1214-2362 (382 amino acids)
Cellular component (GO): membrane
Molecular function (GO): sulfotransferase activity
Source: RefSeq, a predicted model, not a curated record
CAUUACGAGCGGGCUGAGUAACGGAGCGGGCGCGGAGCAGAGCGUAUCGCGUGUCGUCUCCUCGUUGACGAGAGCGGUGUUCUCGCGCGGAAUAUUCUUGCCGCUCGUCAGUCGCGUGCUGACCAGUCAGCCGGUCGUUCCUAUAUACCACUUCAAUCCCACUUAUUCCUACUCUCCGUCACAGAGUCAGCUGUUGUGCCUCGCGUUUGUUCUACCCAUUCUCUCAAAUUCAUCACAGAAACUUAUCGUAAAAAAUUGUACAACUAUUUCGAAUCUCGUGUACGUGAUCGAUUCUUCGAAUUUCUAGUAAAAAUCUUUCAUUAGAGAAUUUAUUAUUUAUUCUUUGGAAAUUAUUAUUAUUUUAAAAUUAUAUAACGUAGAAGUCUUAUCGUAUUGUUGGAAUAAAAUUCUAUGCACAUAUCGAUAUUGUCGAUAUAAUAUCGAAAUUAAAGAAUUAAGAUCGACGAUUAAUCUAGAUACUAUCAAUUGUACAUGUAUACAUUUAAUCAGGAUUACGCUACAAAUUUGUUUGUUAAUAAAGAAUAUCGAUAAUAUACAUACAACUAUUCAAAGUGGAAUAAAUCGAAAUUCAAGUUGAUCGAGCUUGAACGAUUAUCGAAAUAAUCGAGUGUGUGCGAGAUCGAUAGAAUCGCAGGGUGGCUGUUGCAAGUUUCAGUGAUCGAUUGGUAACGAUAAAACCGCGUGGAUCCGGUUAACCGGUGGAAAGGAGAAGAACGUUUGCCUCGCCCGCUUACAUGAGUCCGCUCGACGCUCGUUCCAGCUUGAUGAGUCGCGUUCGGACGUCUCGGAUCUGAGGAUCCGAUCGAGGGGCCGCGCCAUUGUUAACUGAUCGAUCUUCGAGCACAAGAGUGAAGAAAAGGAAGAGGCGCGCGCAUGCACACGAUGCUGAACGAUAACGCGUGGAAGCACAGGCGGGUGCCUGUUCCGAAGAGGCAUGAAGAAGCGCAUCCUAUCUACCGUAUAGAAACCAUUUGGAUGUCUAAGCGAUCUAGACAAUCAUGCCGGGAGAAAUGGACGCAUGUCCAGAUAAAAGAAAACAAGAAACGAACGGUAUCGGUCGCGACACGCGGUGUCAACGACACACAAACAUGAGGGAACCGUAAGCUCUUAGGACCAUGGAAUAACUUGGAAUGCGGGAAGGGCCAUCGCGCAUAAUGAGAAUAUCUGGAAAUUCAACUUCUUAACUAUUCCCAUGAGGACGAUCGAGUUAAUUGCGCUGAUCGCCAUUUCCAGCACUCUGUUCCUCUUUUUGCACACCAGAGAGCUGCACUCGCGUUUACGAAAAAUGGAAGUUCGCCUUCAACCUGGAGAAGACGAAAUGCUGUCAGCGAAUCAACUCUCAUCCGAAGGAGUGCAAACUGAUUCUAGUCCAAGUGGAAUCGUCCAUUAUCCAAACAGACAUCGUAUCUUCGCAAUAAAGUACAAAGAAACUGAAGUGUUGGACAUCGAUGCGCUUAACAACACGAAAAGAGCGGAUCGAAGCGUUUUGUUCUUCAAUCGCGUACCAAAAGUGGGUUCUCAGACCUUUAUGGAAUUGUUGAGGAGGUUAUCCCUGAGGAAUGGCUUCUCGUUCAACAGAGAUCGUGUACAAAGAGUCGAAACAAUACGACUUGCGCCUAUUGAACAGCUUCAACUUGCAACGAUGGUUAGCAGUUAUUCAGAACCAUCUGUUUAUAUAAAACACGUGUGUUUUACAAACUUUACAGAGUUCAACCUGCCUCAGCCAAUUUACAUCAACAUAGUCCGGGAUCCUGUUGAGAGAGUGAUAUCCUGGUACUAUUACGUGCGAGCACCUUGGUAUUACGUGGAGAGAAAGCAAAUAUUUCCAGACUUACCACUGCCGGAUCCGAACUGGCUGAAGAAGGACUUCGAGUCCUGUGUACUUAAGGCGGACCGUGAAUGCAGAUACCUCGAGGGUGAGAUUCACGAGGGAAUCGGUGAUCAUCGCAGGCAAACGCUUUUUUUCUGCGGCCACAGCGAGAAAUGCACCCCGUUCAACACGAUGGGUGCCCUGGAACGAGCAAAAAUGGCAGUGGAGAAACAUUACGCAGUGGUUGGUGUACUCGAGGACGUAAAUAGCACUCUCACGGUAUUGGAAAAUUAUAUACCCAGAUUUUUCCGAGGAGCCACUGACGUCUACUAUGACGAGGUGAAUGCGUUUACCAGAAUCAACCGGAAUUUCUUCAAACCACCUGUCAGCGAAGAAGUGAAAGACAUGGUGCGGAGCAAUUUCACCAGAGAAAUCGAAUUUUAUCAGUUUUGCAGGCAACGAUUGUACAAACAGUUGAGAGCGUUGAAAUUGACCAAAACUACACCUUUGUUGGAAAGCAAUAGUUUGUAGAAGUGUGUAUGAAUAAUUCAUCGAAUUUUCUUCUUUUACGAGAGCGUCGAUUAAAAAGAAAGGAAAAACAUGUGUCAUGGACAUUGAAAACGAUAGAUAAUUCGUUGAAUUUUUCAAUUUCAAAAAAAAAAAAAAUGUUAAGAACAUCGACUUGUAUUAAUUAAAAAAUAAUUCGUCGAAUUAUCUUUCUAUGUACAUCGACAUAGGAAGAAUCUCAAAAGUAUUUAAAAGUAUUUAAAAGUGUCAAGAAACUUUGACUUUACUUACUGAAUAGAAAAUAAGAAAGAAAGAAAAAAAAGAGUAGACAAUAAGAGAUUUUAGAUAUCCAUCGAAAAAUCCAUUUUACAUGGAUGGUGAAUGGAAAAAAAAAAGAAUUAGAAAGAUUAAGAAUUUAAGGGAGAAUCAUAGAAGAAGUUUGUCACAAUUCAUUAACUAUAAAAUUAAUUAAAAUCGAUUGAAAUGUGAUGAAUUAACGAAUGUUCCAAUAAGCAAUAUCUUUUGUGAUUUCACAAACGAAUGGAGUGCUUUCAACUCGACAAAUGGGACGCUUCAAUCCGAGUGCCUAUUUUCUUAUUUUGUGAUCUUUUCCCCUGUACAUUGUAAGACGAUGUAAUCGUCGAAUAAAAUCGUCGUUUGAAAUUAUAAUAUAAUACUAAGAGAUGCGUGUGACAUCAAGAAUAUAUUUAUUUAUUAUUGUAAUACGGGAUGUCAUCGGUUGUUUUGCAAAAAAAAAGAAUGCGAUACGUGUUUGUAAACGCGCGACAUCAUGGCGCUAUUCGAUCACUUUCUUUCUUCGAUAAUUGACAGAUGAUAAUUGAAGAACAUUGUAAAGACUGAUCAGAAAGACAGAGAUUGCUUUUUUAUCGAGG